This is a messenger RNA of Ustilaginoidea virens, 3288 nucleotides long. RefSeq lists its product as uncharacterized. Gene Ontology annotation, cellular component: mitochondrion; cytoplasm. Bases 1 to 3288 code for a protein of 1095 amino acids. The record is from RefSeq and is a predicted model, not a curated record. Lineage: Eukaryota; Fungi; Ascomycota; Sordariomycetes; Hypocreales; Clavicipitaceae. Gene Ontology annotation, molecular function: amino acid binding; ATP binding; alanine-tRNA ligase activity. Gene Ontology annotation, biological process: alanyl-tRNA aminoacylation; tRNA modification. The transcript has 3 exons.
AUGCUGCUGGGGAGGAGCUGCCGCUUCAGGCUGCUUGCGGGAGCCGGUGCUGGCCUGGGCGGUGCAGCUGGCCUGGGUGGUGCAGUUGGUGCAGUUGGUGCAGGCGGUGCAGGCGGUGCUGGUGCUGGUGCUGGUGCUGGUGCCGGUGCGUCUGCUGUGGUCCCAGGCCGGCGGACAACAGCUCCCUUUGUACUCGCUGCGCCACGCUUGCCUGAUGCUUGUAGAAGUUUCUACAAAACCUCGCAAACCCACCUCGGGCAACCACCACCACCACCACCACCACCACCACCACCAUCAUCUUGCCACCAGCUCUGUCGACGGCACAGCGCUUCAGCCUGCAUCCGCAUCUGGACGCCCACGCGGACGACUGCCUCGGCCUCGGCGAAGCCAUCGCCAGCUCCCCCCGCCAGCAUGAGCGAGCUGAAAUGGCCCUCGGCGCGCGUGCGCCAGGCGUUUUUUGACUACAUGGAACAGCGGGGUCACACGAUAGUCCCCUCCGGAUCCGUCGUCCCCUACGAUGACCCCUCCCUGCUCUUCACCAACGCCGGCAUGAACCAGUUCAAGCCCAUCUUUCUCGGAACCGUCAACAAGUCGCACCCCAUGUUCAGCCUCAAGCGCGCGGCCGACACCCAAAAGGUCAUUCGCGCCGGCGGCAAGCACAACGACCUCGACGAUGUCGGCAAGGACAGCUACCACCACACCUUCUUCGAGAUGCUGGGCAACUGGUCCUUUGGCGACUACUUCAAGGCCGAGGCCAUCGAGAUGGCCUGGGAGAUCCUCACCAAGGUCUACGGCCUCGACCCCGCCCGUCUGUACGCCACCUACUUCGAGGGCGACGAGGGGCUGGGCCUGCCGCCCGACCACGAGGCCAGGCAGCUGUGGCUCGACAUUGGCCUGCCCGAGGACCACGUCGUCCCCGGCGACAUGAAGGACAACUUUUGGGAAAUGGGCGACCAGGGCCCCUGCGGCCCCUCGAGCGAGAUUCACUACGACAAGGUCGGCGGCCGGAACGCGGCGCACAUUGUCAACAAGGACGACCCCAUGGUGGUGGAGAUUUGGAACCUCGUCUUCAUCCAGUUUGACCGCCAAAAGGACCGCACCCUGCGGCCCCUGCCCGCCAAGCACGUCGACACCGGCAUGGGCUUCGAGCGCCUCGUCUCCGCCCUGCAGGGGACCCGGUCCAACUACGCGACCGACUGCUUCACCCCGCUGUUCGAGCGGAUCCGGGACGUGGCCGGCGUCCGACCCUACGCCGACAGGUACGGCCGGGACGACGCCGACGGCGUCGACACCGCCUACCGCGUCGUUGCCGACCACAUCCGAACCCUGUCCUUCGCCAUCGCCGACGGCGCCGUCCCCAACAGCGACGGCCGCGGCUACGUCGUCCGGCGCAUCCUCCGGCGAGGCGUCCGGUACGCCCGCAAGUACCUCGGCGCCGAGAUUGGCAGCUUCUUCUCCCGCAUCCUGCCGGCCCUCGUCGCCCACAUGGGCGCGCAGUUCCCCGAGCUCGCCGGCAAGCAGCACGGCAUCAAGGAGAUACUCGACGAGGAGGAGGCCGCCUUUGCGCGGACGCUCGACCGCGGCGAGGCCCAGUUCGAAAAGUACGCGGCCAACGCGGCCAGGGCGGCCAGGGCGGCCAAGGACGGCGUCGGGAAGCUCGACGGGGACGUGGUGUGGCGCCUGUACGACACCUUCGGCUUCCCCGUCGACCUGACCCAGAUCAUGGCCCAGGAGCGCGGCCUGGUGAUUGACGAGCGCGAGGUCGACGCGGCCAGGGACAGGGCCCGGGAGGCGAGCAAGGCCGUCAAGGCGUCCGUCGACACCUUUGCCAAGCUCGACGUGCACCAGAUCGCCCACCUCGAGCAGCAAAACGUCGGCCGGACCGACGACGAGGCCAAGUUUGCCAAGGGCGACGCCGAGGCCAAGGUCCAGCUCGUCUUUGACGGCAAGACGUUCCGCGCCUCCACCGAGGACCUGCCCCCCAAGACCGCCCUCGGCAUCCUCCUGGACAGGACCAACUUUUACGCCGAGUCGGGCGGCCAGGUGGCCGACACCGGGCGCAUCGUGAUUGACGGCGUGGCCGAGUUCAGGGUCAUGGACGUGCAGAACUACGGCGGCUUCGUCCUCCACAGCGGCUACGUCGAGUACGGCGCCCUGUCGUCGGGCGAGCGCGUCGUCUGCGAGUACGACGAGCUGCGGCGCUCCCCCAUCCGCAGCAACCACUCGGGCACCCACGUGCUGAACCACUCCCUCCGCGAGGUCCUCGGCGACGACGUCAACCAGAAGGGGUCCCUGGUGGACGACGAGAAGCUGCGCUUCGACUUCUCCCACAAGGCCCAGGUCACGGUGGAGGAGCUGCGCCGGAUCGAGGACCUGAGCAACCGGUACAUCGGGCGCGACUCGAGGAUCUACGCCCGGGACGUCGACCUGGACCUCGCGCGCCAGAUCGAGGGCGUCCGCGCCGUCUUUGGCGAGACGUACCCCAACCCCGUGCGCGUCGUCUCGGUGGGCGCCGACAUUGACGCGAUGCUCGAGGACCCCCGCAACGGCCGGUGGAGGCAGUUCAGCGUCGAGUUUUGCGGCGGCACGCACGUCGAGUCCACCGGCUCCAUCAAGCAGCUGGUGCUCGUCGAGGAGAGCGGCAUCGCCAAGGGCAUCCGCCGCAUCGUCGCCUACACGGGCGAGGCCGCGCACCGGGUGCAGCGCGAGGCGGCCGAGUUUUCCAACAAGCUCGACGCCCUCGACGACAUGCCGUUUGGCGCCCGCAAGGAGGCGCAGGUCAAGCUGGUCUCCCAGGAGCUCAGCCAGCUCGUCAUCUCCGCCCUGACAAAGGACGAGUUCAACACGCGCUUCCAGAGGAUCGCGGCGGCCGUCGUCGCGGACCAGAAGAAGCGGCAAAAGGCCGAGGCCGGCGCCGCCGUCAGCUGCGUGGCCAAGCACUUUGAGGACAACAAGGGCUCGGACCACUUUGUCGGCCGCCUGCCCAUUGGAGCCAACGCCAAGGCGCUGACGGAAGUGUUUAAGCACUUUCAGGCCAAGGACAAGACCAAGUCCGUCUACAUAUUCGGUGGGGGGGAGGAGGAGGGCGCCGUCGUCCACGGCGUCUACGUCGGGACUUCCCUUUCGUCCAAGGGGGUUACCGCCGAGCAGUGGGCCUCGGUGGUGUCGAACAUUGUGGGAGGGCGAUCCGGCGGCAAAGAGCCCACCCGCCAGGGAGUGGGGGUCAGGCCGGAAAAGAUUGACGAGGCUGUCGAGGAGGCGAGGAAGUGGCUCGAGGAGAAGCUGUAG